This is a messenger RNA of Sorex araneus (European shrew), 1670 nucleotides long. It is a transcript of the gene PIM3, whose product is annotated as Pim-3 proto-oncogene, serine/threonine kinase. Gene Ontology annotation, molecular function: ATP binding; protein serine/threonine kinase activity. The coding region runs from base 121 to 1101 and encodes 326 amino acids. The transcript has 6 exons. Gene Ontology annotation, cellular component: cytoplasm. Lineage: Eukaryota; Metazoa; Chordata; Mammalia; Eulipotyphla; Soricidae. Gene Ontology annotation, biological process: protein autophosphorylation; regulation of mitotic cell cycle; negative regulation of apoptotic process. The record is from RefSeq and is a predicted model, not a curated record.
CCCGGGGCGAGGCGGCGGCGCCGUGCGAGCGGCUCGGCCUGCGGCGCGGCCGGCGCGUCUAGCGCGUCCACGCGGGGCCGGGCCCGGGGCGACCGCGCCGCGCGGACGGCGCCGCCCGCCAUGCUGCUGUCCAAGUUCGGCUCGCUGGCGCAGCUGUGCGCGCCGGGCGGCGUGGAGCACCUGCCCGUGAAGAUCCUGCAGCCAGCCAAGGCGGACAAGGAGAGCUUCGAGAAAGCCUACCAGGUGGGCGCCGUGCUGGGCAGCGGCGGCUUCGGCACGGUCUACGCGGGCAGCCGCCUCGCCGACGGGCUCCCGGUGGCCGUGAAGCACGUGGUGAAGGAGCGGGUGACGGAGUGGGGCAGCCUGGGCGGCGCGGCCGUGCCCCUCGAGGUGGUGCUGCUGCGCAAGGUGGGCGCGGCGGGCGGCGCGCGCGGCGUCAUCCGCCUGCUGGACUGGUUCGAGCGGCCCGACGGCUUCCUGCUGGUGCUGGAGCGGCCCGAGCCGGCCCAGGACCUCUUCGACUUCAUCACGGAGCGCGGCGCCCUGGACGAGCCACUGGCGCGCCGCUUCUUCGCGCAGGUGCUGGACGCGGUGCGGCACUGCCACGGCUGCGGCGUGGUGCACCGCGACAUCAAGGACGAGAACCUACUGGUGGAUCUGCGCUCGGGCGAGCUCAAGCUCAUCGACUUCGGCUCGGGCGCGCUGCUCAAGGACACGGUCUACACGGACUUCGACGGUACGCGCGUGUACAGCCCCCCCGAGUGGAUCCGCUACCACCGCUACCAUGGGCGCUCGGCCACCGUGUGGUCCCUGGGCGUGCUGCUCUACGACAUGGUGUGUGGGGACAUCCCCUUCGAGCAGGACGAGGAGAUCCUCCGGGGCCGCCUCUUCUUCCGGAGGAGGGUCUCUCCCGAGUGUCAGCAGCUCAUCCAGUGGUGUCUCUCCCUGCGGCCCUCGGAGCGGCCCUCUCUGGACCAGAUCUCCGCCCACCCCUGGAUGCUGGGGGCCGAGGCCGGGGCCCCGGACAGCUGUGCGCUGCGACUCUGUGCCCUGGACGCCGCCGACGCGGCUAGCACCACAUCCAGCAGUGAGAGCUUGUGAGGGGGGGGCGGCCACACCCCGGGGGUCCACCGCGGCCGGCCGGCCCCACGCUUCGAGUGCCUUUCCCCACGCGGCUCCCGGCCGUGCUCCUCUGAGCUUGCCCCGUCCAAAGACCCUCCCGUGGACCCUCCCGCCGACCUCUCUCUCCUGUGCUGCUGCGGAGGUGGACCUGGCCAGUUGUCCUGGACUCUGGACUCCAUGCCCAGCGCCCACCUCCUCCCGGGAGACUCCCGGGCGUGCACAAGCAAUGCAACAAGGGCCGCCUGCCGGGCCCUGCCGCAGGCCUGCUGAGUCUGUUAUUUAUGGUGUGAUCCCAGGAGGGCCUCCGGCCCACCGGGCUAUUUAUUGUUUAAUUUAUUUGUUUAGGUUCCUCCCCUUGCAGCUCUGCUGCCUCCGAGGGUGCGAGGGGCCGGCAGCUGCGUGGGGACCCCGUCCCCUCCUGCCUGUCUGGGGAGAUGGACUUGUAUAGAGGCUAAUUUAAGGGGGUGGGCGACUUGGCGCCCUGGUGGGUGGGUUUUAAAUUAUUGACCUUGUACAGUUUGCCCGUGGGCUCUGGAAGCUGGGGGGUG